CUCCCUCACGUUCAUGAUGAUUCAUCAUCUCUUCAUCUGAUGGACGGAUGAUUGAUGAUUGGAGUUGCUAUAAUUCCCAUUCAUUCGCUCAUUCACCCUUUCUUUCUCCACUCAACUCUCUCUCUCCCCCCUUCCCUCUCCUUCCUCUAUCCUUUCUACUUAGUCCUACAAUCCUAGUCUUCUUUGACACUACUGACUCUGACUUGAUUGCCCAAAAAAAAAAAGGGAAAACCAAAAGAAUAUCAUAUACAUUUUAACACCACUUCCCUCCCCCAGCAACAGCCACCACCACAGCUCAUCCGCACCCUCCCCCUUCCAACAAAAAAAAAAUUUGUUUUUUCUUGUAUUGGGCUGGGGAAGUUGUGUUGUUUGCCCAGAUCUGGACAAUUAUUCAUCAUAAAUCUUAAGAGGGUUUUUUUGGUCUCUGUGAUACUACUGUAUUUUUACUUUUUUUUUUCGGUUCCUCUUUUUUAAUUUUUGUUGAUAUUAGAUGAGAUGAUGAUGAUUGUGAUAACCUGAUAGCUGGUCAGUAAUCACUACUAAAUAUCCCUCCCCUCCCCAUUUUUUUUCCCCUCCUAAUCCUUUAAUCCACAACCAAAAUAACAAACCAGUGAAUUCCUGGGCUUGCUUGCUGCAUUCCCUUUCAGUACUUGGGGCUGUAUUUUUGUUUUAUUUUCUUUUCGUUGCAUUUCUCAACCAUCCGUAUAAACGGAGUUGCAUCACUAAUAAGUCUCUCUCUUUUUUCUUGUUCUUAUUUUUCCGCCCCCCAAAACAAAUCUCCGCUCGUCGUUUCUUUCUUUCUUUUUCCUUUUGUUUUUUGUUUUUUUUUUCAGAUCAGAUCGGAUCUGAUCUGAGAGGUGAAAGGGUACAAGGAGUACAAUCAUUCCUUUCUCUAGCUUCAGUUUUGGCCUCAUAAAUUGUUGUUCAGAUCUACUGUAGCUAGGUUGGUUUACUCAUCCAGAUCUGGUCAGGAAAAGUUUUUUUUUUUUUUUUUGGGAAAAAAAAGAAGUAGUAGUAGUAGUGGUGGCUGUUCAUACUACUAGUAGUAAGCAAGCAAGUAAAUCCAAUACUAGUUUGGGAUGAUGGAUGUUGAAAAUAUUUAAUCCGUUGGAGAAAGAGAGCUUCUUGGUCUGCAUCAAGUCCCUCUUGUGCUUGGAUCGGGUCGGGUUUACUAGGAAAAGCCCGAGUGGUGGACACUAGGUAGCCUCUGGAUCCAUAAGGAUGUGCGUUUUUCAGAGCACGAUUAAUUACUUUCCGGAGGAAGUUUUGGAGCACGUGUUCGAUUUCUUGUCGUCGCACCGGGACCGGAAUGCGGUGUCGCUGGUGUGCAAAUCCUGGUGCCGAGUGGAGAGGUUCAGCAGGGAGAAAGUUUUCGUCGGGAACUGCUAUGCGGUGAGCCCGGAGAGGCUACUCUCUACGUUCCCUCGGGUUAGGUCCUUGACCCUCAAAGGCAAACCCCAUUUCGCCGACUUCAAUUUAGUCCCCCCUGAUUGGGGCGGCUACCUCCACCCCUGGAUUGAUGCCAUGGUCAAGGCCCGUGCCAAUCUCGAGGAGCUCAGGUUGAAAAGGAUGGUCCUUUCCGACGACACACUCGACCUUCUCGCCCAUUCUUUUCCCUCUUUCAAGUCUUUGGUCUUAGUUAGCUGUGAAGGCUUCACCACCGACGGCCUUGCUGCCAUCGCUGCCAAUUGCAGGUCUCUGAGGGAGUUGGACUUGCAAGAGAACGAGGUGGAGGAUCGAAGAGGGCAGUGGCUUAGCUGCUUUCCAGACAGCUGUACGUCCCUUGUCUCUUUAAAUUUUGCAUGCCUCAAGGGAGAAGUCAAUUUGGCAGCUCUAGAGAGGCUUGUUGCAAGAUGCCCAAACCUGAGAAGUCUCAGGUUGAACCAUGCUGUGCCGCUUGAUGCCCUGCAAAGGAUCUUGGCGCAAGCACCUCAUUUGGUUGACUUAGGAACAGGAUCUUUUGUCCAUGAUCCUGAUUCUGAGACCUAUCAUAAAUUGAAGAAUGCUAUCCAGAAUUGUACGUCAAUUAGGAGCUUGUCAGGGUUUCUAGAAGUUGCUUCUCGCUGCUUGCCUUCAAUAUACCCCUUAUGCUCGAGUUUGACUUCACUGAAUUUGAGCUAUGCACCAGGAAUCUACAGUAAUGAACUCGUGAACCUAAUUCGUCACUGCAAGAAACUGGAACGCCUAUGGAUUCUGGACACCAUUGGGGAUAAAGGGCUUGGUGUUGUGGCUUCCACAUGUAAAGAAUUGCAAGAAUUGAGGGUUUUUCCAUUUGAUCCCCAUGGAGUUGGGUAUACAGCUGUGACUGAAGAGGGCUUGGUGGCUGUAUCUGCCGGCUGCCCCAAGCUGAAUUCAAUUCUCUAUUUUUGCCAGCAGAUGACCAAUGCUGCACUGAUAACUGUAGCAAAAAAUUGCCCCAAUUUCAUUAGAUUCAGAUUGUGCACUCUUAACCCAACUGUACCAGAUGCAGUCACACAGCUGCCACUUGAUGAAGGCUUUGGGGCAAUUGUUCAAUCAUGCAAGGGUCUCAAGCGAUUGUCAGUCUCUGGCCUUCUAACUGACCAGGUUUUCCUUUAUAUAGGAAUGUAUGCUGAGCAGCUAGAAAUGCUCUCAAUAGCAUUUGCUGGGGAGAGUGACAAGGGAAUGCUCUAUGUGCUGAAUGGGUGCAAGAAGCUUAAAAAGCUUGAGAUCAGGGACAGCCCUUUUGGUGAUGUGGCACUUCUAGCGGACAUGGGAAAGUAUGAAACAAUGCGAUCCCUUUGGAUGUCGUCCUGUGAAGUGACCCUUGAAGCAUGCAAGAAGCUUGCAAUGAAGAUACCGAGGCUGAAUGUGGAGAUCAUUAAUGAAAAUGAGCAGAUGGAGGCUAGCACUGAUGACAAACAGAAGGUAGAGAAGAUGUACUUGUAUCGAACGUUAGUCGGGCCGCGGAAAGACGCUCCAGCCUUUGUGUGGACGUUGUAGGAGGUUGAAACUCUUCAGUUAUCAGCUUUUGUACCAUCACGCAGUUUAGGUGAAGUACCAGGAGGAUUGUGCUUCCAAUUUAAUCAUUGAAACAUUCGGUUACCAGAUUGGCCCUUUUAAAUCGUCCAGUCUUUUAUCUUCGGCUGUAGUUGUAGAUUCUUCAAGUGAUUGUACAAGUAUUUUUUUAGUUUCGUUACUUUUGUUUUUAAAUGAAGGGGCUUGUGUUUGUUCAUUCACUUACGAAA
Molecule: messenger RNA, 3206 nt
Organism: Coffea eugenioides
Lineage: Eukaryota; Viridiplantae; Streptophyta; Magnoliopsida; Gentianales; Rubiaceae
Product: protein AUXIN SIGNALING F-BOX 2
Exons: 3
Coding region: 1222-2961 (579 amino acids)
Biological process (GO): SCF-dependent proteasomal ubiquitin-dependent protein catabolic process
Cellular component (GO): SCF ubiquitin ligase complex
Molecular function (GO): protein binding
Source: RefSeq, a predicted model, not a curated record